GGAAGGGCGGGGCUUGAUUCUCAGAGGCUGCGUGCACUGCACGGUUUAGCCUACACCAUCGAUUACCGGCGAAACGAAGCGGGAUUGGAGUGUGUGAUCGACUUGUUCAAAGCCAAGGGAAUCAGGACGGAGAGACCUGGACGAAUAUUCAUUGAAAUCAAACGGUGAUCUCAUAUUGGAUGAGUGCCAUAUAAGAUGUAGGAUAGGCUUAACGGUUGGUUCUGACUGCAAAGUUGAGCAUUGACCACCGCUAUACCUGCGAGGGGUCAAGGACUGGACAGGUGUGUUACCUGUGGAGCGCGUGGAGGUGCUAGCAAAUGUGCCGAUCAGUCACCCACACCUAUUUGCCUGUGUGUCUAGUUUAACCCCACAUGGAUGGAUGCUACCCCGUUGGAACACAAAGACCUUCAGCAUGGUGAGCAUGCCUGCCUAUCCGAGCCCACACCUUGCCGGUGUCCUCGCUGCAGCCCUGAGCCCCAGGCUCCACCUGAAACCGUGAUUCGGUCAGCCCAUUCUAACCGGAGCACCAUGGUGUGACGAGCAACCGCUUGGUAAUCUAUCAGAGGACCCCAUUCUACCCCCAUUCUUCCCCAGUCUUUGUUGGAUACAUUUUGUCUGCCUGGGCUUCCUUUGUAACACAGGGUUUACGCAGAGCACAGCCGAGUGGACAGGGCAGCAGAGCGCCCGGAGUUUGGCAGUUCUUUGUUGCCGAGAUGGCAGCGGGACCGGAGCGGCCCGUGGCAGAGGCGCAGCACCAGGACCGGGACCAACCGCCAAUUGAGAACGGCUUCAUGUCGCUGGAGCAGACACAGGCCCCCAGGCUGCUGCCGCACGUCGACGGCUCAGUACUACCGUCUCUCGGGGGAUUUGGGAAACACCAAAAGCAGCUCGUGAUCCUGACGUGGAUACCGGCUUUAUUUAUCGGAUUUAGCCAGUUUUCGGAUUAUUUCCUUUUGGCGCAACCGAACGGCACGUGCGUACAGCCUCUGGUCAACGGGAGUAGUUGGACCGUGGGUUCUUUAACGUUACCGGUGACCGUCACGAACGGUGGCAUUGGUACACCCGUGCCUUACCUCCCCCGAGACAAUAACACUCGAAACGGUGUAGGUGACAGCGGUGGCAUGCAGUGCGCGUGCAAGGAGUGGAAGCUCGAGCUGCAGACAGGACUCAGUCAGAACGUGGUAACCAAGUGGAACCUGGUGUGUGAUUCGGCCUGGAAGGUUCACAUCGCCAAGUUCUCUCUCUUGGUGGGAUCUAUCUUCGGCUACCUGGUGAUGGGCGUCAUGGCCGACUGGUUUGGUCGUCACCCAGUCCUGAUAGUCUCGGUGCUGUUCAUGUUGGUGUUUGGUUUGAGUGUAGCGUUCUCCUUCAACGUGACCAUGUUCAGCACAUUACGUUUCUUUGAGGGCUUCUGUCUGGCUGGCCUCACUCUCUCCCUCUACAUACUGAGGAUUGAGUUGUGCCUGCCAGGCUGGCGUUUCUCCAUGACCAUGGUGGCCAGUUUCCUCAUGGUGGGCGGGCAGCUGGUGAUGCCCGGGGUGGCGGCUCUGUGUCGUGAUUGGCCCGCCCGGGAUGAUUGGCAGGUCCUGCAGAUCAUCAUCAUCUGCCCCUUCGUCCUCAUGCUGCCCUACAUCUGGAUCUUCCCUGAGUCCCUGCGUUGGCUCCUGGCCACCCAGCACUACCAACGCUCUAAAGACAUGAUGCUCCGCAUCGCCAGGAAGAACCAGGUCGACAUGACAACCGAGCCCAGUGGCGUUCUAGCAGAGCUGGAGCAUGAGCUGCAUAAGAAGCCAAAGAGGACCUGCAUUGUCAAGAUGACCAGCACCAGAAACCUGUGGAAGAACAUCGUCGUGCUCUGUGUCAACUCGUUGACUGGGUACGGUAUCCACCACUGUUUUGCCCGCAGUAUGAUGGACCCAGAGGCUCCUGUGUCGGCCAUGUUUCAUGCUGACUACUACACUAUGGCCGGAAUUGCCGUAGCAACGUGCCUGGCGCUGUGCCCAGCCGUGGCGUUCAUGGGUCGUCGGGGUGGACUGCUCACCUUCAUGAUCAUCACCGCCCUGGCAUCACUGCUGCAGCUGGGUCUGCUCAACUUGAUCGGGAAGUACAGCCUUCGCCAUGACACAGUUCUGAGGGACACGCUAAACAGGAAGUUCUCUGUGGCAUUCUCCAUCAUUGGAAUGUUCUCCUCUCACGCCGUCAGCACCCUCAGCAUCUUCUUCUGCGCUGAGAUCACUCCCACCGUCAUUAGGGGUGGUGGUCUGGGCCUGGUCCUGGCCAGCGCUGGCUUCGGCAUGCUGACGGCCCCCAUCAUGGAGCUCCACAACCAGAAGGGCUACUUCCUGCAUCACAUGAUCUUCGCUGCCUGCACCCUGCUGUGCAUCAUCUGCCUGCUACUGCUGCCCGAGCCGCGCAACCAGCCCCUGCCAGAGAGCCUUGCGGACGGGGAGAACUACACCCGCCAGCCCCUGCUCACCCACCGGCCUGGAGAGCAGCACCUCCUCCUCACCAAGCCUGGGGAUAGGGACUUAUACUCCCGGGUCCACGACACGCCGCGGCAUCUUACGGCCACCGGGGGCGCCACAGCAGCAGCGGCUACUGCUCUUGCAGCAGUGCCGACGUCAUAUGCGUAUGCUACUGGAGGGGAGGUGAUCAGUAAUAUUAUGGUGGCAAAUGGGGUCGGAGGGUCGUCGUAGCAGCAGACACACACUCCUCCCUGACACAGACUGAGGAUAGGACAGGACUGUGCUGCGGGAAUGGCUGGGACUGUCCCAAACGAACUGUCCCACUCCUGGUCACCUUCAUGACUGGCCAUGUCUGUUAUGAUCAUUCAGUCAGGAGAACAUGGAAGAAUUCCGCUUGUCAGUUUCUUCCAUGAGGAACUCUUUAAUUUUAAAACUUUAAAAACCUUCCCAUUCUGGUGAGUUCAAUGAACAAAUUAACCCUCUCAUUAGACUCAUGAUGCCAUUUUCCACGUCUUGUUUGUGAGAAAGUGGGAAAUUGAGCUUCCCCAAUCAUGGACAUUCAAGAUUUGGACAAAAACUAAAACAAUUUAAAUAAAGCAUUACUAUUCAGAUGCCCCAGGUUGGGUUUAAUGGGUGGUAAUGUAAUAGGGUGAUGGAUUAGCAGUUAGCCUGUAGAGUAGUGAUUAUGUGUGUGUCCUAAAUGACACCAUUUUCCCUAUAGUGUACUGCUUUUGACCAGGGCCUGCAUAGGCCUCUGGUCAAAAGUAGUGCACUAUCUAUAGGGAAUAGGGUACUAUUUCGGACACUCCAAUACGAUUUAGUAAGACUUUGAGGGCCUGCAAUAGAACAGGAUAUUCUUGAAACAAAAUAUGGAAUAUUUCACACACCUGUGUAUGUCUUUGCAAUGAACUGAAACUCAUUACAAUGACUUACAUGUAUUAGUGCCCACAGAGUAGUUGUUGCAGUGUGUCGAAUGAGUAUCAUGGUUUCAGCAUGGUUCCAUGCGGAGGGAAGUCAUGGUGUCUGUUAGUAAAUUAUCAGCAGAGUGGUGUACUCAAACAGCAUAGAGACAAAUGUAUAGAGCAGCAGAUCAGACACUGUAUUCUAGAUUUCAUUUGAAAUGUCAUGGCUUUCAACAGUGAUGUGUGCUCUAUGCAUUUCUUUUCCAUCAGCUUAAUUUUUUGGCACUAAAAUUCAAAGUUAAAUCAAAUUUAAUCAAAUAUUUGUCAGCCAACUCGUUUGAGGCGCAGGUUUUGGGUGAAACUUCUGUAGUCUAAAUUGAAUAAAAGUGUAGGCCGGGCCUAUAUACUGUAGCCUACUUGAUGGGUUUAUUUAUGAAUUUGUGCCUCCCACCCCCUUGUCAAAAGUCCAAGUUGGCACUUUAUCCUUAGUAGCAGUGGAAUCAAUAUGAUGACUUUAGAAAACUGAGUAUUGCUACCCCCAUUAAUGUUGGUGAAUGAUGGUUGUCUAAGCAAUGAUAUGUGAAUGACAGCUGGAAACCUCAGAAAACUGUGAUGGCUAUGGAAAUGGUUUGAACUUUGGACCUUUUUGUGGUGUUUUUAUUUCCGUAUUCUAUGGUGUUGAGUGGAUAAUACUAGUUAGUUACUAGUAUGUACAAUGUGUCCCAAAUAGCACCCUAUUCCCUACACAGUGCACUACUUUUCACCAGAGCCCAUGGGCCCUGGUCAAAAGCAGUGCACUACAUAGGGAAUAGGGUGCCAUUUGGGAUUGAGCCGUCUCCACUAUGAAACAUCUCCGUUUCUGAAUGGCUUUAUCAUGAUGAUUCUUCAGUUUUAUAAAAAACUGCACAUUUUACAAGUGGACAGGUGACUUUGAAAGAAUCGUUCAGUACUUCAGUAUUUAUUUUUGUUAUGUUGCCAAGAGCAUUCUUGUUGCUUGAAAUACCUCUUUAAUUUAGCUAAUUCUGACCUUUCCUAUCCCUGUUCUCAACACUGUGGUAAAUAAUCUUAGUAGUAUAUUGCUGUUUUUAGGACUUGUUUAAACCUGUCUCUUUAGCACGGUUAAAUAAUGGCUGGCUAUGCCACGAAGGACAACGUCUAUAGGGGUUUUGAAAUGGUUCGUGUCUCGAUUAUUAGGUUAGUGCAAUAGUGUGAUCUAGUUAGAAUAGGUGUAACAUACAAAUGAUUAAUACACACCUUACAUUGGUAUUCAAUGUGUCAUUCAUUGAUAAUGCAUGGCAGGGUUCCCCAACUGGCGGCCUCGGGUGAUUUUUAUUUGGCCCCCCAAGGUUUCUGAGCCCAAAACAAUCAAAUAAAAUAUUAUUUUUGGGGGGACAGAAAAGACUGUAAAAACACCAGCAAAUCAGCUCCAACUGAUUUUAAUUUUAUAAAUCUGUUCCAAAGUAUUCACACACAUAGAGAUUAUAUGUGACCGUAUACAAAUAAUAAGCAAGGUUUGAAAUGAUUAUGUUUUAGUCAAAUAUUAUGUAUAUUUGGGCUUCUUUCGGUCAAUUUGCAGUCUACAAAUGAUUUGUAACUAUGUUCCGGGCCCCUGACCGUCCACUCAAGAAAAUAAAUAUCGGCCCGCGGCUGAAUCUUGUUGAUGAUCCCUGAUGUAUGGACUAUCAUAUUUUAUGUACUAGGCAUAUCAAAUAGUUUCAUAGGACAAUUUGUCACAUGAUGUGCAUAGAUGACCUUAAAAGGCCAAGUAUACUCUAUACAUUUCUACCAUUAACCAUAUUUGACGCAAAUGGCACAUAUUUUGACAUAAUGGACAUCUUGUAUUGUUUAUUUGGUAGUUUGUAAAUGUUUUUAUCAAUGAAAUGUUGUGGUAAAAGAAAUGAAAUUCCAUGAGUGAUUGUCAACCACUAAUAUUUUCUAAAUGUUUAUUUUUAUUUUUUAUAUAUGAUGUACUUGUACAUAUUAAAACCAUAAAUGUUGUUUUGAUAAUAAACCACUUCAUUUAUUGGUUAUGUCAAUAAAUGAACACUAUCGAGGUGAUACAUG
Messenger RNA from Coregonus clupeaformis (lake whitefish), 5431 nucleotides. Its product is annotated as solute carrier family 22 member 23. The transcript is spliced from 10 exons. Gene Ontology annotation, biological process: transmembrane transport. Lineage: Eukaryota; Metazoa; Chordata; Actinopteri; Salmoniformes; Salmonidae. The record is from RefSeq and is a predicted model, not a curated record. Gene Ontology annotation, molecular function: transmembrane transporter activity. Bases 714 to 2696 code for a protein of 660 amino acids. Gene Ontology annotation, cellular component: membrane.